GUGGUGCGGUGCAGUGUUCCACGGUUGACGCUUGAAGCGGGUGGAGACUGCUACACAUUUAAAUCCCCCGGCUCGUUUUUAAGCGUUUAGACGCGAGAGAACUUUUCCUUUUUUUUAUUUUCUUUAUACGGUUGGAUUCUCCAGAACGUUUUUCAUGUCGUAGGUGGCAGGUCUGUAAGGGCGUCGUUGUUGGGAAGUUUUUUCGAGGGGGGGUUUGGACCGGCGGAGGGCCAUGGCAGUCGAGGCUCGGCCGGAGCUGGUCGGGAAACGCUUCCUCUGCGUCGCCGGCGACGAGCCGCCCGAAAUCGGCGACAUCGGUCGGUGGCCGUGGAGGUCCGGGGUCAUACGAGCCGUUAACCAUCUUGACAGCGACAACCCCGACCUGACGGUAUACGUGGAGUUCGACGACCAGGAGUGGGAGAAAAGAGAGUGGGUGAAGGUCUACGAGGAUUUCCAGCUGUUUCUCCUGGAGCACCAGCUGGUCUGGGCCAAGAGGACGGAGGGAGGAGGAGGAACAGGGGGAGGACUGCUUCAGGGAACCAAGACCAAACACAUACAGUGGCCUGCCCUGGCAUUUAAGCUGGUGGUGGGAAAGAGCCUGUUGUCCUCAGUAACCGCAGUGGAAUUCUUCUUAGACCGACAGCUGGACUUCCUGUCUGACCAUUCAGCCUUCCAGCCGUACCAGGAUGACUUGGACAGUCUGAGUCCAGUGUUAAGAGACAACCAGCAGCUCCAUGAAGAAGUGAGGGGCUGGCUCAAAGACCAGAAGGUGCAGGAGAUUUUUAUGCAAGGUCCCUAUUCAUUGAAUGGCUACCGCGUACGAGUUUACAGACAGGACUCGGCCACCCAGUGGUUCACUGGCAUCAUCACACACCACGACCUCUUCAGUCGAAACAUGGUCGUUAUGAAUGACCAGGUGCUAGAACCUCAGAACGUGGAUCCAUCCAUGAUCCAGAUGACCUUUCUGGACGACGUGGUCCACUCUCUACUGAAAGGAGAAAACAUCGGCAUCACUUCCAGAAGGAGGUCACGUUCCAGUCAGAACAACAACUCUACCCAUAUGACUGGAGGGAGGCCCGGCGGGACCACCGGCAACACUCAGAGUCAUUACACGCGAGCCCAAGCCAACAGCCCCCGCCCUGUCAUGACCUCAUCAGGCCCCAACCCAAAGGGCUCCCAGGGGACGCUGGCCUCUCAGCAGCACCAGGGCCAAUCACAGCAGAGUCAGCAGCCCGCCAGCCAAUCGCACCACUCACCCGGCGGCAGUGGGAGGGACCAGCGGGAGCAGCGAAACGCUCGCUCAUCCAGGAGGAAAGGAUCGGACAGCAGCGUUCCAGAGGAGGAGAAGGAGCGCAGGGAAGAGAGCACGGCGAGAGACUCCAAGGCAAAGGCUAAACAGGCGGUGAACAAACGCAGGAAGGUUGAGGAGGAUGAGAAAAAGGCGGGUCUAAAAAGGCUGAAGACGGACAUGACCUCUGACCUGUCGGAGAGCAGUGACUCUGAAAACCCACACAACAAGAGAACCGCCCACUCCUCAUGCUCCUCCUCCUCCUCUUCGUCCUCAUCGUCCUCCUCCUCCUCGUCCUCCUCCUCGGAGCCUAACUCUGAGAACGAGCUUAAGUCUCGCGGCAGUGAUGUGAAACAAAGCGGCAUUUCCAAAAAGGAGGAGGAGCUUCAGCCGACGAUACAGGGCACCAAAAUAAACAAUUCCUCUUCGGCUAUUGGUCGCCUGUCCCCGUGGGCGGAGCUUCAGCCGGCAGAGGACUGCAAGAAGGGCGUGGCCAAGAACACAGGCAAAAUGUCGACCAAGGAGGAGGAGGAGGAGUUGGUGGCGGUGACGCAAAUCACUCAGUCUCCGCGGCAACAGACACCUCAGAUGUCAGACCCGGUCCAGGCGGCCAUUAUGGAUAGCAUCAAGAGCACCGCGAAAGCGCCUUCUGGAUCCCAGACGCCAUCUUGCCAACUUGGCGGCGGCAGCAGCGGCGGCGGCUGUGUGAUCGACAUCACGGAUGAGGCUCAGGCCACGGUGCACCAGGAGAGUUCAGAGGCCGUGUCAGCACUGCUGGCUUCGCAGAAGGCCGAGUCCACGGCCCUCUCCCCCUACCUCCCCCUAAACCCCUCUCCUGUCUCUUCGCCGCCGGUCCCUCCGUCUCCCUCGCCAUCGGAAGGAGGCCGCAGGACGGAUAUUGAGCCUCCAAUGCAGCCGCAGGGGAUUGUGGGAGGUGGCAUGGCAGCAGCCAGGAGCCUAAGCAACAAGAUGGAGUUUGCUCCCUCUGAGGUCAUCAGGCCCGUCACAUCGAUUGUUGAAAAUGUGGUGCUUGUUGAGAAGGAGAAAAUAUCCCUCCCUCAUCAUCAUCAUCAUCAUCAUCAUCAUCAUCAUCAACAGCAGUAUCAUCAGCAGCAGCACGCACAACAGUACACAUCAAUCCACUCCGGGAUUAAGAGCCCGUCUCUGUCUGAGGAGACGAGAAAACACCCACUGCAGCAAGCGCCCCCCCACAAGAUGAACACAGUCCCCCCCGCUGAACUAGCCAGAUCCAGAAUGAGCCCCAACACAGCCCCAACACAGCUCAACACCCUCAAACAGAAACCGCAGCACCCCAACAACUCUCAGAGCCAUCCCUACCCCAACACAAACCCAGCUGACUUACUCAAGGCGAAACCCCACCCGGGCCUGCUGGACAUCUCUAAACCCAAACCUAACACCUCCCCAGAAGUCUCUAAGCAUAAAAUACAGAGAUACUCUGACACCUCCCCACCUCCGAUGGGCCGUUUGUCGGCCAAAGUAGAACCAACAGAACCUCCGCGCUCCGGUUUCAAGCCGGUGGCGGCGCGGUCGGAGACGGGUGGAGUCAGUACGAGCAGCAGCACCAAGAGCCCUCUGAUCAUUGAUAAGAACGAGACCUUCACCGUGUACAGGGACCCAGCUCUGGUCCGCUCAGAUGCAGAGAACUCUGUCUCCGUCUCUGUGUCCUCCAACCACGUGGCAGCCUAUCUCCAUCCCCAUCUGCACACCCUCCACUCCCCCACCCCUCACUCCUCCUGCCUCACCUCUGCGUCCCACUCCCACCUUCUCGCUCCUCCUCACACUUCUGCCCUACCUCACCCGCACCUGUUACCACCCGGGGUCCUCCCAGGCAUGCCUCCUCCCGCGGCCUCCCUCCUCGGGGGCCACCCUCGGCUCGACUCCCCCAGCGGGCUAGGUCACCUCGCCCUAUCUCACCCGGCGUCAGCGCACCAGCAGCGGUUCCUACAGGGUCAGGGCCCCCCUCCACCCUCUCUACUAGCCCAGGCCCACGGCGGGGCAGCAGGGCUGGGCCUUUACCCCAUCCUCUGGCAGUACCCCAACGGAACACCGACCUCCUACCCCCCAGGGCUCAACCUGCCCCCUACAGCCAAGUGGGUCCACUCUGAAAACCCCAUCAGCUUGAAUUCCGAGAGCUCGCUCAGGAGGAACACAACCAGCCCGUGGCUCCAUCAGUCCGCCGGCAGCGCCGGUGAUGGUCUGGGUUUGCUGAGCCACGUUCCUGUUCGGCCGGCAAGUGCUGACCCCCACCGGCCCUCGAUGAAGAUCAGCAGCCACACAAGCCCUCCGCUGUCUAAGAGCAGCAUGAACACGCAUAAAGAAGAUCCAGAUAAGAAAGGUUUCAUGGACCCGAUCAGGACGUUGACGCUGAAGCAGGAGCAGACAGACCGGAGUCGAACCCCAGAAAGAAAAGACGUCCACCUGCACCGCCUCUACCUAGACCCUCACAGCAAGGCACACCUGGCAAACACACAGGAUGCAGUUCAGGCAGCAGACCGAGCCAGUAAAUACAAAGAGGAGAAUCGUCAAAUCCUUAAAGAGAGCAUCGAGGUCGCUCCCUUCACCGCCAAGAUGCAGCGCUCCGGUGACCCCGGAAUGGACAGAGAGAGGUGCAGGGAUGCACCCUUCCCCGUCAGGUUACCGGCUCUUGCCUCCCCAAGCCCCAAGGCCGGCCACAUCCAUCCCCACAUCAUCCAAUCAGAAAAGAGCAACUACUUCACCACUCUGUCCAACAGCGUGGUGAAUGAGCCUCCCAGACUCUACCCCUCCAAGGAGUUCAGCUCUUACUAUGAGAAAGUAUCUGGUGGAGCUCCGGGGGUCGUGGCCAGCAUCGGGGGUGCCGUGCCAAGCCAGGGAGCUUUGUCCCUGGGCAGCUACACCUCCAAAGCUUCUCUGUCAAAGCCCCCUCCCCUCAUUAAGCACCAGCCAGAGGGAGGGGAGGGUUUAGCAGGGAAAAUCACAGAGCAGCUGAGCCAGCAGGUGACACUAGUCCAACACCAACACCACACAGGUGGUAUGGACAGGAUAGAACGCCGCAGCCCCGCGGUUUCCCCUUCCUCCUCCACAACUUCCUCCACAGCGCCCAACCACCACCACCAACAGAAUCACCACCACCACCACCAACAAUUACAACACCACCACCAGCAACACCAACACCAACAGCAGCAGCAGCAGCAGCAGCAGCUCAGGGCAAUGCCAUCUCUCCAUCGAGCGCCUGUCUUCCAUCCGCCCACACAGCACGCACUGGAUCGGAAGGACGCUGCAGAGCGAGAGAGGGAGAAGGAGAGAGAGCGGGAGAGGACCGUUUAUGGCGGACGCCUCUCUCCACCAACCCUCACGCCCAUUCAGCCAGUUAGCUUAGCAUCAGCGGGUAGCAAAACGUCAGCGGAGCAGCAGAAGCCCCCCACGCUGCUGCCGGAACUCAGGGACGUUAAAGGUCAUGGGAGCGCUGCCAUCACCACCGUGGCCUCAGCCAUCGGUGGGGAGAUCGCGACUCCGUCCGUGGACGCGUGGAGGCACGGAGAGAUGAUUCAGGAACGAGGGGGAACGUUAAGGGGCAAGCCGCAAUCCGCGAUGGCGUCAGUCAUCGUGCGUCCUUCCUCAUCCGUCAAAUACGACAGUCUUGUUGGUGCUAACCAAUCUGGUGCUAUGAUCACUAAGGAGCUCCCCCACGGGAGGUUCUACCCAGCCAGUCUUCAGGGGGAGGGUCUAAGACUGGGGGAGUGUGUGAGAGAAGUGGCAGCCGGCAGGGUUAUCCAACCCAACUCAAACCUGGACGAAAUGUGUUUCCAGUACAAACAUUCUUCCAUGCGUGACAUGCAGGGAAACGUGUCAGCCGGGAUCACAAACUCGGUGUGCAGGACAGCCAUUUCUGCUGCAUCCCUUUUUGGCAUACAGAGUAUCAGUGGGACAGCCAUCCCUGAUCUGGGCUACUCUGUCUCAGCCCAUAAAACUGGCAUUUGCGGCAGGGUGCUGAGCCACUCAGGACCAAGAGAGUACCAGGAGGGGCUAGGCUCACGCACCACGUCUCCGGGGGGGUCCCUGCUUCCCCCUAGUCCAGUGGGGACACCCCAACCCAGUCCAAGCCUCACCCCGACACCCAGCUCCAUUGCUGGCUCCAGUCAGCCGUACUCCUCCUCCUUCGUCCACCUUAAGAAGCACAAAGCUGCAUUGGCUGCAGCCCAAUUCAGAAGCAACUUCUCUCCUGCGCCCACAUCCGUCUCGAUCGGAAACUGCUUCCUACCUGUGGAUUCUGUUGACAAAACUCCCAUUCGCAACUCGCCCCCUCCUCCCGCGUCCAGCCAAGCCUCGUCGUCUUCGCUCGAUAGCAGCAGCUCGGCCAGCGGCAGUACAACGACUGGCAAGUCCAGCCCCCUGCCCAACGGCCAGCCCCCGGGAUCGGCCUCGACAAGCAGCGGGCAACCCAGCAACUACCACAAGCUGAAGAAAGCCUGGUUAACCCGGCACUCCGAGGAGGACAGGAACACAACGGUUACUCCGAGCUGCACCAGUGCAAAGCCUGAGAAACUUCCCAGCACCAUCACCAGCACCGCGACCACCAGCACCAGCACAAGUAACACCGCCGCCAUGUCAGAGAUGAUCAAACCCUGCACAGUCAAUCUCAGCGCCUCCACCUCCAGCGAGGUGGAGCUGAGCAAAGACGGCAAAGCGGAGAGAGAAAGGCAGCUGGCGGACAAGGUGGGAGGAGCAGGCACGGGGGGGGGAGGAGGAGGAGGAGAGGAGAGGAAGGCAGCUCCCUCAUUAAGGCGGGGGAACAAACGGUCAUAUGAGUCCGCUUCAGAGAGCGGGGGCGACGACUCCGACACCAGUGAAAGCAAGAUGGAGGGCCGAGCCAAGCGCCAGCCUAAACCCACCUUCAAGAAGAAGCAGAAUGAUAUGGCCAGAAGGAAAGGAGACAACGAAAAGGAGGACGAUGACUUGAAGCCCAAUGGCAUCUUCCGAUCAGCCCGAGAGAAGACGAAACUCAAACUAGCCAGCAGCAAUGGGAUCCCCCGCUCCGUCCUGAAGGACUGGAGGAAGGUGAAGAAGCUGAAGCAGACGGGGGAGUCAUUCCUGCAGGACGACUCGUGUGCCGAGAUCGGGCCCAACAUGCAGAAGUGUCGGGAGUGCAGAGUGGUGCGCAGCAAGAAGGGAGAGGAGCCCACGCAUUCCCCCGUCUUCUGUCGCUUCUACUACUUCAGACGGCUGUCCUACAGUAAAAACGGAGUCAUCCGGAUGGACGGCUUCUCCAAUCCGGACCAGUUUGACGACGAAGCCCUGGCCCUUUGGGUUCCCGGGCUGAUGGACGAGAGCCAACUGGACCAAACCACAGCCAAAUACAUCCUCAGCUUCAUAGGAGACAAGUUCUGUCAGAUGGUUGUGACGGAGAACACCGCCGCCACCUGGAUCAAGAAGGAUGCCAAAUUGGCGUGGAAGCGCGCGGUGAGGGGGGUGAGGGAGAUGUGCGACGCCUGCGAGGCGACGCUCUUCAACAUCCACUGGGUGUGUCAGAAGUGUGGCUUUGUUGUCUGCUUGGACUGCUACAAGGCCAAAGAAAGAAGGAGCUCCAAAGAUAAAGAACUCUACGGCUGGCUGAAGUGUGUGAAAGGCCAACCCCACGACCACAAGCACCUGAUGCCCACACAGAUCAUACCUGGCACAGUGCUGACAGAGUUGGUGGCUUCCAUGCACUCUCUGAGAGAAAAGCACAACAUCAAGCCCCACUGUCCCUGCACCACCAAGCAGAACCUCAAUACCAAGCUACCAGCCACCAACGGAGUCUCACAGGUUCUGCAGAAUGUCCUGAACCACAGUAACAAACUGGCUCUGGUGAAGGCUGAGCCGGGCUCUCAGCAGAACUCUGACCAAGUAGGAACCAAGGUGGAGACCAACGGAGGAGGCAGAGGGGGAAGCAGUCCAGGCAGUGACGCAGGAAGUGCUCCCGUCACCCCGCCCGAGUCCCAGUCGCCUCUGCACUUCCUGGCUGACCUGGCAGAGCAAAAAUCUAGGGAGGAAAAGAAAGAAAACAAGUCGGUGCUGCUGGGUAAAUCGGUGAAGGAAGACAAGGUGGGGGACAGCUUGGAGGUUCUGCAGCAGUGUAAAACCACCUCACUGGUGGCCAACAGCACGGAGCAGGGCUCCACACUCAGAGACCUGCUCACCACCACAGCAGGGAAGCUGAAGCUGGGCUCGACUGACGCAGGAAUGGCCUUUGCACCGGUCUACUCUACUGCGUCACAGACUGGAAAAGGUGGGAGGACCAUGCCGAAUAUCCUUGACGACAUCAUUGCUUCUGUGGUUGAGAACAAAAUCCCUGCCAGCCGGCAGAGCGUCACCACCAAACUGUCAAUCAAGCACGAGCCCAUCGCCCCGGGCAACCACAACAACAACCCCGCCCCUGCCGUCACUGAGGACGCCAAACCAGACAGGAAGAAGUUGGCGCAGGUUACUGCUGCAGUGACGGAAGAUUUGACCAAUCAGUAUCCAGAUAUUCCUCACUGCUGGUUAAACAACAGACGGUUGCUGUGGCUGAAAGAUCACCGUAACCAGAACAACUGGAAGCUGUUCAGAGAGUGCUGGAGACAAGGACAGCCCGUGUUGGUGUCGGGGAUCCAUAAGCGACUCAACAGCGGACUGUGGAAAGCUGACUCCUUCAACCAGGAGUUUGCAGACCAUCAGGGAGACCUCCUCAACUGUAAAGACCAGGUGGUGUCCAACUCCGGUAUCAAGGAAUUCUGGGAUGGAUUUGAGGAUAUCACCAAGCGGCCCAAGUCCAAAGAUGGAGAACCGAUGGUCUACAGACUGAAGGACUGGCCGUCUGGGGAGGAGUUCAUGGCCCUCAUGCCUUCCAGAUAUGAUGACUUGAUGAAGAACCUGCCCCUGCCAGAGUACUCGGAUCCAGAGGGGGUCCUAAACCUGGCCUCCCACCUGCCAUCUUUCUUUGUCCGGCCCGAUCUGGGACCCAGACUGUGCUGUGCCUACGGUGUAGCUGCGUCGCAGGACCAGGACUUUGGGACCGCCAACCUGCACGUGGAAGUCUCCGAUGUCGUCUCCGUUCUGGUCUACGUAGGAGUCGCCAAAGGCAACGGAGUCCUGUCCAAAACGGGAGUGUUGAAGCGUCUGGAGGAGGAGGAUCUCGACGAGGGGGUCCGAAGGAGGCUCAAAGACUCCAGCGAGACACCGGGGGCUCUGUGGCACAUCUACCUCAACAAAGACAUGGACAGAGUCCGAGAGUUCCUGCACAAGCAGGGGUCGGACGCCCCGGCGGACCAGGACCCAAUCAGAGAGCAGGGCUCGUACCUGAGCAGGAAGCAGCGUCAACGCCUGCUGGAGGAGCACGGCGUCCAGGGCUGGACUGUCGUUCAAUUCCUAGGAGACUCUGUACUCAUACCAGCCGGGGCCAUGCACCAGGUCCAGAACCUCCACAGCUGUGUCCAGGUCAUCAACGACUUUGUGUCUCCCGAGCAUGUGGCCAAUUCCUUCCACCUGACCCAGGAGCUGCGACCGAGUAAAGAAGAGGUCAACUACGAGGAUAAACUACAGGUGAAGAACAUUCUGUACCACUGUGUGAAGGAGGCAGUGAGCUCCCUGAAGAGGAGCAGCUCUGAAGAAGGGGAUGAGGAAGAGAACUCAUGACACACCCUGAGUUUAGUUCGCGCCACCAGAGGGACACGACUGCCGCCGGCACCUCGCUCUCCCCGCGCCCGCCUCCUCCAGCAGAGUGACACAGGACCAGUCACGUGACCCGCAGGGAUUGCGAGGCGCUGCUGCAUCACACGACAUCCAAGUGGCCCGUAAGAGGCCCCGAUCCCCCCCCCCAAACUUUCAGUACAAAGAGGAGAGGAGCACGAGACCGGAGGGGUCGCCGGGCAGGCAGGGAUUAAACCUCACAGGGAGGACUGAGGGAUCCUGGGAAACGUAGGACAGCCUACAGGUUAGGAAGCCUCACAAAAAGCCACUACGCUGGAGUGACACGGCACUACGAGCCUCCACGGAACCUUUUUUGCGUGACUUGGUGUUUCCAUGGAGACUCGGGCUGUCCUGUCGGAUGGAGUCGACAGGUCGGACAGCAGCAGCCACGACGUGAUUAGGACAGCCUCACCAGCAGCGAGCAGCGCCACGUUCCAAACCGUCAUCGCUGCUGUGAAGGAGGAAAGGGGGAGAAAAAAUAAAAUGCAAAAAGUAAAUCUCAGAUGCUUCGAGCAGCGACCUGUGCAGCUCCUUUGUUUAUUGUUCCGUCUUUAGUCUGUCGGUCUGUGUCCUUUUUUAUAGUCCUAUCUGUCUGUUGCUGUUUGUUUUUUUACACAAACAUUUGUUUUAUUGUCCUCUGUGAAGAUGUAUUUAUUUUAUUGCUGUACGAUACGCAAUGUUAUUGAAACAAAAAAGCAUUCAUUUAAAUGUGACUUGUACAUUUUUUUCUGUUUCUUUAGUAUGUGGUUUUCAGUUGUAAUACGGCUCUACUGUGAUGGAGGACAGACACACACACACACACACACACACACACACACACACCAGCUUAUGCCUGUAACUCCGGGAAAUGUUGAUGCUCUACAGUCCUCUUGCCAUAAAUACAAUGAUUUUUUUUAAUGAACUGCCAAACUAUUGUACAGACUGUGGAAAGUUGUAUUAUGUAAAGACCGAACAAAAUGGCUUAUACACGUCAGCAUUUUAUGAUAAAAAAAGUAUUU
Molecule: messenger RNA, 9993 nt
Organism: Gasterosteus aculeatus aculeatus (three-spined stickleback)
Lineage: Eukaryota; Metazoa; Chordata; Actinopteri; Perciformes; Gasterosteidae
Source: RefSeq, a predicted model, not a curated record